Caenorhabditis auriculariae is the source of this 1899-nucleotide messenger RNA. The record is from the annotation of a GenBank genome assembly. NCBI's taxonomy places the organism in Eukaryota, Metazoa, Nematoda, Chromadorea, Rhabditida, Rhabditidae.
AUGGCGAGUAAUAGGGACAACAAGAAUUCCAUUCAAAUACGUAGUGAGUUCGAGAUGAUAUUGAAUGUCUUAUUUGUGAUGAAUCGAUGUUUUUUUCAGAGAAAAAGAAAAACAACGACAAAGAGUUAGAAAAAGGAUCUGGAAAGACCUGCCUCGACGAAAAGGCGGAGCAAAUAACAAUCGAGAGAUCGAAGGCUUUUUUUUUUGAAAAAUCUUUUUUAUUGAAAGUUUCAGAUUGUCAAGUUUAUAAAGCGCACUUUGGAAAAAACGCCAAAUGGACUGCGAACGGAGUUCCAAGCAAUGAAAAGGUUUUUUAAAGUGCGUACCGUUUGAAAAUAAUUUUCAGGACGAACAAUUGGGAGGCAAUGAAGGCUUUCAAGGCGGCGAACGAACUCGGCAAGAAUCGCUACAAGGACGUAGGCUGUCUGGACGCGUCGCGGGUGAAGCUGCAGAUGCCGCCAUGGGACCACGAGUAUAUCCACGGCAACUUCGUCUCGACACCGAGCAAUCCCAAGCGCUUUAUCUGCACGCAGGCUCCAAUGGAGAAGACGUGUGCCGACUUCUGGUUCAUGUGUCUGACCGAGCGUGUCGAAGUCAUCUUCAUGCUGUGCAACCUCAAAGAGAAGGUCAGAAGUUUCCACAUUAUCGCUUGCUUUUACCGUCAGCCGUUCUUGUAUUUUUUACAAGAAGUUCUAAAUACAAAUCUUCUAAAUUUUUCGAGUUUUUGACUCGGACUCAUUUUCUAGAACCAGCGAGAGACAGCCAUUGCUUUGAUUAGUUUCGGUAUCAAUUGAGCAAAAAGGGCAUUCUUCCCUUAAAAGAAACUGUUUAGGUCCAGUCAGCCCUUUUUAUCCAUGACUCUAAAAAGUCAAUCCAGAAACGCUAAAAUGCUCGAAACGUGGCCAUUAUCUCAGGGAGCCAACAAGUGCUUCGAGUACUUUCCGAGCAAAGGAAACGAAACACUGACCUUCGAAGAAGGCAGCCACAAAAUCACCGUCAAGAUGACUCAUGCUCCGGUCAUGGUAAUAACCUCCGAAUGGUGAUUCAUGUCAAGUUUAAGUUGAAAUUCACCGGCGAAGACGUGAAAGCCAAGGUCAAACUGACAACUGUGAUAGUAGAGGGAGCCGGAGAAAGGCCUCUGAGGACCAACCAUUAUCAUUGGAUCGACUGGCCCGACCGCGGAGUUCCUCCAGCCGAUUCUGCCAUCAUCCAGCUUUUGGAAAAAACUCGGGGCACCAAGUAAGUCCAUUGCGAAAAUGAAUUAGGCGUUUUGAAAAAUCUAGUCAUAGCUGGACUGUAUGUAUCAGGGCUGUUAGAAAUAUUUUCUGAGUUUGUUUCUCUAUAAAAACAUGAUAAAUAAAAUGUAUUUUCCGAAUGAAAAUAUUGUAUGUCACUAACGCAUGACUGGUCUGUCACUACAACGAAGGAAUGUUCUCACCAAUUCCUGACUUGGAAAGGAAAUGUAAACCGACGAAUACUCAUUUCCAGUGAAUGAAAAAAGGCGUUAGGGAAUGAAAAAUGCCCUGUACGAAUGUUUGGGAGUUGAUCUAGAGGCUCAUCAUCUGAAUUCAAGGUACCCAAUGGUGGUCCACUGCUCGGCGGGAAUCGGCAGGACCGGCAGCGUCGUGAUGAUCGAGUACAUGCUGGACCAGAUCAGCAGACAGGUCGAUAUCGAGGACACGGACAAGAUCCUUCUCAAGAUCCGCGAUCAGCGCAACAACUCUGUCCAGGUGAGCCCUCUUCUAUCAAUUUUUAUGCUUCUACUUCAAGACGGACCAUCAAUACCUCUUCGUGCACCAAGUCUACCUGAACUACUUCAAAUUUCGCGGCGUCCUUCCCGCCGAUAUAGAGGCUCAUCUCGAAAAGUUCACGAAAGAAUACCAUAAGCUCGUCAUCUGA